AUGGGUGCCACGCCUCCCCCUGUCCUCAUCUCCUCGCAUCCUCCCCCGGUCCUGCUCGCUGCGUCCGGAUGGCGUCUCACCUGCGAGCCUUUACUGCCUUUGAUGCCAGUCCCUUUCAAACCAGAGCCAGCUGUCCAUCAGUGGGAGCUGCACUCUCAAACGCCUGACAGAACCGUCCAAUCAGCAGCAGGCCUGGAUUUGGUCCCCGUGUUCCCACACGCUUACGGCUCAGUGCUGCCCCCUGCUUUUGGGAAGCGUUGGGUUGAGAAGAGGAUCCCAGCCUACCAGGUUUACCUGAAUGCUGCGCUCACUCUCGACUCGGCUUGGACCAGUCCUGAGGAAAUGGGGAUUUUCCAGCGGCAUGGAAAGCCGUUGAUGAUGACAAAUCAAGUGGCGGUGAACAUAUUUAGGCCAGUUCCAGCCUCCAGGAAUAUUCACGCACUCUCUCUGUCUCCUCAGCGUGUGUCAGGGUGUCCAGUUUCUAUCAAGCAGCUGAGAAGCAACAAGAGGACUGGGCUGAGGACAUCUGUCGGGCUGGAGCCAGAGGUGUGCCACAGACCUCCACCCACCUCCACCCGGCCUUUCCGUCUCCUGACCCUGGCCCCAAUCAAGAGGCCCGUCUGGCCUUCACCUGGCUCAGGGCCGUCAAAGUCCAGACAGGUUGGCCCGGUAACGGCAACGCAGGUUGCCACGGUAACCUCGCUCUGUCCACCGGCAGUGAAGUUUGUGGCCACCGACUGGAUUGGUCAACCAGUGCCAGAUAAGAGUUCAGAGAUACGACCAGAACCAACUCUGGACCUGUGUGAAGACCAGAAGCCAGCACUGGGUGGAAACAAUAAUGGGGAUGACCCUUUAGAGAUCAACACGGAGGCGGGCGGCACCCAGAAAGACAAGCGUCCAGUGGCAUCGACCCCUGUCCCCGGAUCACCCUGGUGUGUGGUGUGGACUGGAGACGACAGAGUGUUCUUCUUCAAUCCCACCAUGCAGCUGUCAGUGUGGGAAAAGCCAGUGGAUUUAAAAGGCCGCGGGGAUCUCAGCAGGAUUAUGAAAGACCCUCCGCACAAACGCAAAAAGGAAGAAUCAACAGGAGAGGAAUCCAGCUCAGCCUUGAUUGAUGACGAAAGUGUGGAGCAGAUAAUCAAGAGGAAUAAAAUGGAGGAGCCUGCUGUGCAAUCCGAUCAGCAGAAGGCAGAAGAGGAAUUAAGUGCCAAAAUAUCGCCUGGUCGCACCACACUCCCUUUAGAAGUGCGCAUCUCCCACUUCAGAGACAUGCUUCUCGAAAGAGGGGUGUCAGCAUUUUCAACCUGGGAAAAAGAGUUAUACAAAAUCGUGUUUGAUCCUCGAUAUCUCCUACUGAGUCCUGAUGAAAGAAAACAGAUUUUUGAGCAGUUUGUCAAGAUGAGGAUGAAAGAAGAGCAUAAAGAAAAAAAGAGCAAACAACAACAAGCAAAAGAGGAGUUUCGCAAACUUCUGGAGGACUCAAGAAUUACAUCAAGGUCAACAUUCAAGGAGUUCUCUGAGAAGUAUGGCAGAGACCAGCGAUUCAAACGGGUUCCGAAAAAAAAAGACCAGGAACAUCUCUUCAGUCAGUUUGUCAGCGUGCUGAAGAAACGAGACAAAGAAAACAGACUACGACUGCGGAAGAUGAGAUGAGAAGGACAUUCUCAGCACUCCUUCCUUCUGGAACACUUGCUUAGAAAAAAAAAGAAAACAGAAAAUUAGUACCCUUGUAUCACAAUCUGUGUGGAAACAGAUAAUGAUUCCUCUUUCCGUCUUCUUCUUUUUAAACCAUGGGUGUCUGAUUUAGUCAGUGAUCAGAGAUUUAAUGUUUCAUAUUGAAGCUUUUUGCAGUACUUCAGGUGUUGUGGUGAAAACUGAUGAAACAAUGUGCUCAUUAGA
Messenger RNA from Conger conger (European conger), 1899 nucleotides. RefSeq names its product transcription elongation regulator 1-like protein. Gene Ontology annotation, cellular component: nucleus. The transcript is spliced from 13 exons. Bases 1 to 1653 code for a protein of 550 amino acids. The record is from RefSeq and is a predicted model, not a curated record. Gene Ontology annotation, molecular function: RNA polymerase binding; transcription coregulator activity. Lineage: Eukaryota; Metazoa; Chordata; Actinopteri; Anguilliformes; Congridae.